AAUUAAGUGAAUGCGGUGUGUUAGAAUGUCAACUCGCCUCGGCCGUACAGCUGUAAAGAAGGAUUCAUUAACAAGAAAAUGCCCAAAAAAUUUCAAGGAGAGAACAGCAAAGCAGCUAUUGCAAGGGCUCGAAAAGCAGAUAUUGCAAUACAGGAAAAACAGAAGAAAGAUCAGAUUCAAGAAGAUGCACUUUGGGAAGAUAAUGACAAACAUAUCAAAAAGAAGACUGCAAGAAAGGAGGACCGUGAAAAGAAGCGUCAAGCAGAACUAGAAAGGAAAGCACUAAAUCGAGCUUUAGCAGAAAUUGAAGAAGUUGAAGUUAAUGUUCCUCAACCUACCCCACAAAAAGUGACACAGUUCCAGUUACAGAAAAUCAAAGAAAAACAAACGGAACAACAAUCCCGAAAAGUUGCAACAGAAGAUUCCCAAACACAUUUGGAUGUACCUCUUGUAGAGAACCUCAAUAGAACAGAUGAUGAAAUUGUGUCUGCAAGUGGUGUUGAUGCUGCAAUUGCUGCCUUGAGUGUACAAGAUGACUCUUCUGACCGUCAUCCAGAAAAGAGAAUGGUUGCUGCAUUUAAGGCCUUUGAAGCAGUGAGACUUCCACAGAUUAAGAAAGAGAAUCCUAACUCUCGGUUGUCUCAGCAGAAACAACAGUUACGGAAGGAAUGGCAGAAAAGUCCUGACAAUCCUAUUAAUAAAAGACAACUCAAUCAAUAACUCAGUCAAAUUAAUGACGACAUUACCUUGGGUUAUAGAUUGGUUGAAGAUUACUUUUCAGGUGAGUGAAGUAAAGAAUAUGCAAACAAAUACAUUAGGUGAAUAAAACACUUACCCAGCUCUCUUGAUUACAUGGAUGGUAUAUGCUCAAAAAAAAGUCUUCCUUUACAAGACUUUUCCAAAAUAUUUUUGAAACUUUUAUGUUCAAGACUGGAUCCUUGUACUGUGCCUGCAUUUUCUAUUGCCCAAGACCUAGCAAAAGUUUACAAAUCGAUAUAACUGUCACCUAAUACUAAGACUAAAAAACAUAUUCCCAGUCGUGUUGAGUCCCAAGGCUUGAACAGUCUUCUUACAAAAUGUGAAUGCAUUGUUGUAUUUAUUAGAUGUUGUCAUUCAUGAUGUUAGUCUGCCAUACCACCCUAUUUCUUUGGUUGGUCCAUUUAUGUAUUUUUCGGUGGAAUCUUGAUGGUCCAACAAUUUUUAUUCUGAAAUAUAAAAAAAUCAGCACAUUUUCAAAAUAUUGACAUAAGUUUUAGUAUCCAGAAAAAUCUGAAAUUUUGAACACCUGGUAGUAGUUCCUGGUGUUGUCUGUCACUGAGGUUGCCUAUGUACCCAGCCCACCAAACUCUUGUUUUCCAGUUGUUGGCUGUGUAGUGUUGUGUCGUGUCUAGCAAUUACAUUAAUAAAUUCAUAAUUUUUCCUUUUUCAUAAUGGUUUCUAAUAAGAGACCAAUGCCCAGUUAUGGGUGAAAUGAUGAAGAUACUGUUGUAAACUAGAAUGUUCUGGUUUGUUGUGACAGUGAUUAUUAUUUGUCCAAGGAGAAGAUAUGGGUGAAGGAUAUGCUUGCUGAUCACUUUAAUUGCUUUAUCGAGCCAGAGAGCCUCAUAACUCAACAGGUUGUUCUGAAUGUCUACAGGAUUCAUGGGAAGCUGAUAAAGGAGAGGCCCAAAUGAUAUUGCAGGAAUUGUUUUUAUACCAAUACAAAGGGACACAACUUUACCAUCCCCCCCCCCCUCUUUUAUUACUUUCCAUCUUUUUCCACCUCUCUACCUCCAUCCCUCGUUUUCCCCACACCAAUGAGGAAGUGCAGUUAUUAUAUUCUAAUGAUUUCGAUCAGUUACAGCUACAAGCCUAACCAUUAUUGCUACAUAAUUUAAUCCAUCCACUUUCUUCAUCAUCAGUACUGUAACAGUACUUUAUUUUUGGUGGGGGGGGGGGACUGUACAUAAAACAAUAUUGAUCAAUUUAGGCUGCAUUAGUCUUGGUUUCUGGACCCAUAUACACUUUUCUACUCUGAAAACUGGACAAUUCUGAGAUGUUACACCUGUUUGGCCCCAACCAUGCCAGAUUAUUGAGGCUCCACUCUUUAUGUAUUUGUGUAUUAACUUUUCUUUUUUAAUUUGCUCAGUACAGUAUUACUGUUUGCUUGAUGAUGCUUUUAGUGUCAAAUUAUUUGAUUUAUUGCCUUGAUACUAGUAUCCUUAGGAGAGUAUUGUCUGCAGCUAUUGUUUUUGUUGGAUAUUACUUAAGAGAUGAAGAUUAUAGAUUAUGUUGCUUUUUGAUUGUGGAGGAACAUAAAUGUACGCUCCAAAAAGUAUCUUUACGAUUUCGUGUGAGACAAUAUAACAUAACAGACGAAGAAUUUUGACAACUACCGAGACAACUGGAGUCUGGUGGUCAUUUUGAAAUUCAUUGGACCCCUCCGUAAAGAUACUUUUUGGAAUGAGUGUACCUCAGCCAUCAAACUUAACAGUUCAGGGACAUUUACAAGAUUAGAGGAUUACAGGAUUAUAAUCAAGUCAUUGCAGACCUUUUUGUAAAUCUGUAGAAUCUUGAUCAUAGUACUAUAUUGUGUCUGUUCCUUUGAGGUUUCACCCAGGGAUGAUAGUUUUUUUUACACCUUUUACCAUAUCCAUUCAUUGGCAAAGUUGCUAAUGAUAAUUGAUGUGUUAGUGGUCAUCCUGUCUACCUGGGAAGCAUCUCAGAACAUGGACAUUUGCUUUCAUAUUCUGCAGUGUAUCAUCAGUAAGUCUUACCCCGACUAUAGAGAAUAAGUAGUGUUUUUGCUGAAUUUUCACUCAGUUAACCUUUAAAUGGCAGCCAUCAUCAGUAGUAGAUAGCUGUAAGGAUGGCAGUGAUCAUCAAGGGAUGUUUCAUGUUCCUUGCUUUCCAUUUUUUUUUAAUAUUGGGUGUAGGAAGGAAUCCUUAAUCACCAGUCCAUGGUUAAAAAUGUAAGUUCUAGAGGGUGAGCUCAGUGAUGAUUAUUGUUAGGAUUCAUUUUUAAAGGUGAUCACUAUUUAAAUGUAAGCCACAAUAAUGUAAUGAUCAACAUAAGACUCAGAAACUGGUGGAGAAGUGUCUGUCUCUUAGAGAAUGCUGUAUAAAUACAGUGAACCCCUGCAGUUCUGCAGACUUAAUUUUAAUAUGAUACGUCCUUUUGACCAAAAACCACCUUUGUGACCCUUAACAUGGCCCAUAAAAACGUAAGGCCUAAAUAUGAUGAUGAAUUUAGAAGAAUAUGCUGUAUUAUAACAUAAACCACUGGCUUUAUCACAUACCGGUACAGCAUUUUACUGUUUAUAUUUUAAAGUGGUGGUAUAUCAGUAUCAUGUACAGUAAACCCUCGAAGAUCCGGACCUGGGAAAUCCGGAUUUUAGAAGAUCCGGACAAAAAAUUUGGGGGGGUCUGGGCUAAGAAGCCUCCUAGACGUUUACCUAAGAGCAUUCCCAAACCAGAGCAAAGAACAUUUUAGGCCCGUGGGCGCUGCUUGACCCGUCAGUUGCUUGGACACAAGUGCCCAAGGAGGUGGGAAACUUAAACAGAGUUGACAAUUGUUGUUUGUGAGAAUAUUAUUUCAUUCACUCUAGAAAUGAUACAAUGUUUCUUAUUAUGUUAUCAUAGGUAAAUGCAUGGUUUAUAUACAGUAAUUGGUUUAUCACUACAUUAGUAUACAGUACUGUAUUUUUUGGUGUUUCUUAUAUAAUUUAUUAUUCACUGGAAAAUCCGGACAGGUGGUCCCGGCUUUUAAUCCGGAUCUUUGAGGGUUCACUGCACCUCAAAAUAAAUGUACUACCCCCCUGUACUAACAUGGUACAAUAUUGAGACUUCCCAUAACAUUUAUUACAAAAGGUUACCCCAUCCUUGUAAUACUAUUCACAUUAACUUCAUACAUCCCUAAUUAUAAUAUUGCUUAUACAGUACUUGUACUUUUGCUUAUCUCUCCAAAAAGAAAAGGGUGCAGUGUUCAUUAACUCUCAAGAUUCAUCAAUUACAAAAUAUUUUACUUUGAGACAUUUCACUACAAACAAAUUCUCCAUGAUCCCAAUUUUCAACAAACAGUGAGGAAACUUGGGUUGCAGAUAACACACACGCUAUCUUUUAUGGUGUUGAGUUUAUCUAAUACAGUACAGUACUGUAAUGAAUAAUAAUAAAUUCCCUUACUACUCCACUGCUUCCCUCUGGUAACAAUGAGCUGCAUUUAAUUGAUUUUCUCUAAUAUUUGUUUUAUGUAUUUACUGUACUGUACUGAACUGUACUAUGUUUUUUUAAUGGAAUUACAAGGAUGAAAUUGAUUGCUUUGAAGUACAGUGCAUUUCCUUUUUUCAAUUAAUCUGAGGAUUUGAAGUUUUGCAUGAUAGAUAGGAAUAACCAUGAGAAACUUACAGGGUUUACUGUUCAUGCCCAGUCAUUAUUGUAGGAAGACACAGUAAAGGUGUCCUACUGUGUUUUCUUGUUAAUGGCUACAAAGUAACACAAAGCAGAUAUAACAAAUGUUCUAAGAAUAGAUUAAUACAUAUACUUGAUUAUAUUGUAUUUGGAUGAAUAUUGGUGAGUGUUUCAAAUAUAUUGUUUUCCUCCUUUAUCAAUAUGUUCAUUUAUUUGUUUUGUGAACUUAUAAUAAAGUUUAAAGGAUUGAUAAAGUUUUCAUAUUUUGCUAAAUUAAUUUCUCAUGCUAGGUUGUGUUUGGGGUUUGAUAAGAAAAAUUUGUAACAUGAUUUUAAAGUACUGUAUGUUCAUGAUCUCAGACUGUACUGCUGUGCAAUAAUUGUGACAGAUAUAUGGCCUGAAGCCUCUAAACAUAUGACUUGAUUAAUACACACUAAUCCUGGCAGGUUGUAGACUUGGGUAACAUUUGAUUAGAUUUACUCAAGGAACACUCUAAAUACUGUAUUCUUCCUUUCUCACAGUCACAACCAACAUCCUUAAAAUGGGAGAACAAGAAGCAGAGGGAGGAGAUUCCCAAGCCUUGAAAUCACUAGCAUUUGUGUACUUCCUUAGUUAUGGGUCAGCCAUCAUGGAUCUAGGAUCAGUUCUUACCUCCUUGCCAUUUCCAUUCAUGAGCAACAUGUUCAGUGUUAUAUUGAAACGCACAGUUUUAGGUGUUGUAAUGAAAGUUAAAAUUGCAAUUUACCCUUCCUUUUUUACACUAUCUUGCAAGUGCUGUUCAGCAAAGUUGACAUUUGAAUGACGGGAUCUGGAGAAGACCUUCAUUCAAAAGUAGGGGAUACUACGUAAGUGAUAUCCCUGUUAGCCGGAAUAAUUGGUGCAGAGAUCUUCCAAGGAUGAAAGCUUCUGGAUGACGAGACGAUUCUCUCAAACCUGGAAAACCCCACAUCCCUGGAAUUUCCUUUUUCUCAAUGUACCACUUUGCCUGCAGGUUUGUGGGGGAAAAUAAUUUGUCAAUGUCUGCAGUGUUGCAGAAUUCUAGGACCCAAUUUUUAAAGCAUAUUUGUACUGUAAAGUAUAAUACCAGUGGAACAUGGUUUAUGGUGGAAACCUUCAGAAAUACACCAGUAGACAAUAUAAACACUGGGAAGCACUUCCAAGAUCUGGAUGGUGAAUCCAGAAUUAAUUUUGUCUUUAUUGGUAAUGGAUUUUUUGGCUGUAAUGUAUUUGGACUUUCCAAAUACAUGGUCUAACUGUUAAUACUUUAGCCCAUCUUAUUAAUGAGGCCUCUUCUGCUAAUCUUUUCCACAGAGGUGUUCAGUAACUUGUUUUAGCUGUUUUUUCUUAAAUGUCCCUCGUGUUAAUUAGAGGUUUCUCGGUCCAUUGAGCUGGUCUAGAAUUCGAGAGAAACCUUUGUUUAGGAGUUAUGAAUAUUCUUUUAUAAAGGCAACUUUAUGCUCUUAGGAGAGGUAACAAGUUUGUUUCUUUAGGUCUUUUACUUUCCUGGUCAAUUUUUAGGCGCUGAAUCUUUUUUGUUUUAUAAUAGGCUUGAAGAGUUUCAUUUCCAGACAUAGAAACUGGAUGAGGGAUCUCAUCAUUCCCUUUCCACAGUAAUAGAUACAAAUAGAGUCGAGAAAAGUUUGACCAGUAAUCCUUAAUUCUUAACCAUUGAUCGAAAUGUCCUUUGAGGGGUUGCCUCCAGUACUAUAUACUGUAUUAUAGUGAAAUCAUUGACCUCACUCAACCUCAUGUGCAUAACCCAAGGAAAAAAGUGACUUCUUUGGUCUUCCUUUGGAGUAUAGCAAUGAAAUUCUUUCAUCAAAGAGGAGCUUGGAUAUUGGUAAACCUGUUCAUCUCCAGAUACUGUACUAAUGAGUAGAUAAGACUACUGGGCUGCUGGACUGUGUUACUGUACCGGGGAGCCUGUAAGAAUUUUCUUUUAACCUAGUUCACAGAAUAACAGGUGAGAGUCAUGCUAAUAUGUGGAACUUCAUGCCUUUCUCUUCCCUUUGUAUCAGUAGCUUGAAGUAUAUGAGUAGCCUUAUCCAAUGGAUAUUAUAAUUGAGGGAUUGAUCCUUAAAUCCCAUUUUACAGUGAAGGAUGGAUCAGACAACUCAGAUCCCUCUCUCUUCCCUUCGGGUGUUGAGGUGAGCUGGAACUGAGGAGUGUUGGAACCAUUACCCAGUUUUUAACCACAGUCAUGGGGAAAAUGUGUAUUAGUGCUGUUGGUGAGGACUCUCGGGUCUUGACCUAACUGACAAGUGAUUUAUCCAGCUACAGUAUCCCUUCAUUAGGGGCAUUGGUGAGUUAGUAGAUUGACUAUUCCAGGUACUGUAUUUGGAAUAUAUUGUAGUCCCAGUCAUGCAAGUUAGGGAUCCUAGGAACCUCAAGGUAUCUUCUGCCUGAAGACUUGUUGAUGCAGUACUUGAGUAAUCUGAUGCAUGUUUAGGAUCCAUCCCUUAUUUAACCAAGUAGAAUAAUGUUUUCCCUCCAUGUUCAUUUUUCCACUAAGUUUAAUCAGUUUAUUCCUGUGCCUUAUAUCCAGAAAAAAUUAUUUCAAAUCCAUGUCCUCAGUUUUACAAACUUUAUUCUUAGGUAGCCUUUACGUAGCUUAGGAUUUUUAGUUAGUUUCUUGGAGGUUUCUAUUUGUUUUUGUAUUAUUAGAACAUGUUCAGAUUGAAAUUUAGAGCUUCUCUGGUGUCCCUGUGUUUUCUUAUAAUUACUGCACAGUACUAGGCAAAGAACCGACAUUAGUUUGACUAAAGUUCAAGGACUUACACUGUAAAGGUCACUUUAAAAGGCAUUUCAUAAUUUUUAUUGUAAGUGAUGCCAAGUACGUAUUGUUAGAUUGUGUCUUCCAAUCGUAUUUAGCACAACUUAGUCAAAAACUAACCAGGCUUUGCGUGUUACUCGAGCCUCCUGACUGUAGGCUUAUUUAUAUAAUGGAAUUCUAGGAUCAAUCUUCCAUUUAUGUAAUGUGAAUAUACUUUUAAUCCAUAUUCCAUGUAUAAGUUGUGAAAUUAAAUGAUUUUUGUAAGCAA
Homarus americanus (American lobster) is the source of this 7427-nucleotide messenger RNA. Its product is annotated as coiled-coil domain-containing protein 124-like. The coding region runs from base 79 to 720 and encodes 213 amino acids. Gene Ontology annotation, biological process: transcription by RNA polymerase II. Gene Ontology annotation, molecular function: transcription coactivator activity. The record is from RefSeq and is a predicted model, not a curated record. Gene Ontology annotation, cellular component: nucleus. Lineage: Eukaryota; Metazoa; Arthropoda; Malacostraca; Decapoda; Nephropidae. The transcript has 5 exons.